AUGACUCCUUCCAUCCUGAUCGUCGGCGCCACUGGCAACACCGGCCGAGCUGUCGCUCAGACGCUGCCAAAAUUGCUUCAGUCAAGCAGCACUUUGUCUAGGGCGCGCAUCAUUGCUCUCACUCGCUCUUCCAGCAGUCCAGUGGCACAGGAGCUUGCCAAACUACCCGGAGUCGAAGUGAUCCAGCAGAACUGGGUUGAGAUCACUGCCGACUGGCUCCGUGAACACCAAGUUACUAGAGCCUUCAUUGCAUCCCACAAUGAGCCUAACCAAUUUGCCGAGGAGUCAACCUUCCAUCUCAAUGCUCUCAACGCUGGCGUCAAGUAUGUCGUGCGGAUCUCAACUACAGCCGCGAAUGUGCGUCCGGAUUGCCCUGCCUACUAUGCACGACAGCACUGGGCCAUCGAGGCUCUCCUCAACUCACCCGAGUUCAACAACUUGCACUGGACGUCUCUUCAGCCAAAUGUCUUCUCGCCUCUUGUUAUGUCCCCUGCUGCGGAGUUGAUUAAACAGUACCGCAGGACCGGCAAGCAGGAGACCCUUCGUCUGAUCCUGUCAGAGGAUGCACCCGUCGGGAUCAUCGACCCUGACGAGAUUGGUGUCAUUGCAGCUCAUCUCUUGUCCCAGGAUGAUCCUUCCGUGCACAACAAGGCCAAAUACGUUCUGAACGGGCCCCAGGACGUAACUGGAAAGCAGAUUGUUGACAUGGUUGAGCAACACAUCGGUGUACCCGUCAAAGACGUUAGUUACAGAGACGUCUCUUUCAUCGACAAGCUGUAUGAGUACCAGUAUGCGGCAGCCAAGCAAUCGAGGAACGUCAUCUACUCAAUCAAGCGGGCCCCCGAGACAGCGUGGGAAGGGAAAUGCUCAACUUCUACAACCAGCGACGUGAUUCUGGAGCUUGCUGCUCCGAAACGGACACCUGCUGAUACCUUAAAAACUUUACUAGAGGAGUAA
This is a messenger RNA of Aspergillus fischeri NRRL 181, 957 nucleotides long. RefSeq names its product NmrA-like family protein. The transcript has a single exon. The coding region runs from base 1 to 957 and encodes 318 amino acids. NCBI's taxonomy places the organism in Eukaryota, Fungi, Ascomycota, Eurotiomycetes, Eurotiales, Aspergillaceae. The record is from RefSeq and is a predicted model, not a curated record.